UUUUGGAAAUUUACUAAUUUUGAUAAGAUCUUUCUAUCUUAUCAAUUUCUAUAAAUACGGCCAACAACUACAACAACUUUCCAUCAAUUACUGAAAUAUCUAUAUUAUCACUCAUGGCAAAUAUCGCCAUUUUAAUAUCGAUAUUACCCGUUGUAGCCGCAGUGCUUCUUUACCAAAUCGACCCAUUCGACCCGGCUCCGUAUCCGGAUCACGAAUUGACCCGAAAUGGAGAACCCUUGUUCAUCCCAAAGAGAAACAGCCACAUGCUCUUGGGUUCAGAGAAGAUCGGGUACGGUGAGUUGCCGGCGCCGGAGGAUAUUGCUUAUGACCCCAAGACAGGCGUUAUAUACACCGGCUGUGUAGAUGGCUGGCUCCGCCGUGUAUCUAUCAAGGGCUCCGCCGCCACCGCCGCCGACUUUGUGGUGGAGGAAUGGGUCAACACUGGCGGCAGGCCGCUGGGGAUAGUCCAUGGGAUCCACGGUGAAGUCAUUGUUGCAGAUGCUGAUAAGGGUCUAUUAAACAUAAGUAGGGAUGGUGUAAUAGAAUUGCUGACAGAUGAGGCAGAUGGUCUGAAAUUCAAGCUAACUGAUGCCGUCGAUAUUGGUCCUGACGGCACACUCUACUUCACGGAUGCUUCUUACAAACACAACUUUAAAAAUCACUUUGAGGACUUUCUAGAAGGUAGACCCAACGGCCGAUUCUUGAGCUAUGAUCCAUCAAGUAAACAAACACAAGUCUUGGUUAAAGAUCUUUACUUUGCAAAUGGUGUUGCUCUCUCUGCUGACCAAAGUUUUGUUAUUUUUUGCGAAACCGCCAUGAUGAGGUGCAAAAAGUACUACAUACAAGGUCCAAGCAGAGGUUCUGUGGAUAUAUUCGUUGAAAAUUUACCUGGAUUACCAGAUAACAUAAGAUAUGAUGGUGAAGGUCAAUAUUGGAUUGCCUUAACCACGGAUACAAGUGUUUGGAAGCUGGCACAAAGAUAUCCCUUCAUAAGAAAGGUGAUUGCAAUGGUGGAUAGGUACAUAGGAAGACCAAGUACUGAGAAAAAUGGUGGUGUUAUUGCUGUUGAUUUGGACGGAAAACCAACCCCGUCUCUCUCGUUCUCUUCUCUCCCUUUUCUCCACAACUCACGCUCACCCCCUUGCCUCCCUUACCAGCCCCCAAAACGGGGCAAGACGUUUGGGCUCUUCCUCCUCUUCGCCAGCCAACAGUUAGUCGGAGUCGAUAUGCCCACCACACCAAAGGCGGCAGCCACACCUCACACAUCUGAUCUAUGCCAUCUGGCUUACCCCUUCUCGGCCGUCGAUGGUUUGCCGGUGAAUGCUUCGUCGCCUAUUGAAAUUUCUGAAUUUAUUGUGAAUCUCCGUGAAAUUGAAGAAGCAUAUUCAACCACGUCUCAUAUAAUCACUCCUAUGAAUUGA
Molecule: messenger RNA, 1421 nt
Organism: Erythranthe guttata (spotted monkey flower)
Lineage: Eukaryota; Viridiplantae; Streptophyta; Magnoliopsida; Lamiales; Phrymaceae
Source: RefSeq, a predicted model, not a curated record